CAGAGAGGCGCGCCGUCCUCCGCCGCCCUGCCCGGCCUGUGGCCGCCAUGGGGUGGGAGCGCGGCGCCGCCCUGCUGCUGCUCCUGCCGCUCGCCCUGCAGCUCUGCCCCGGCCGCGCCGCCCCCCCCGCACCCCGAGUUUUUGAUCUUCUUCCAUAUUCCAACAAGAGAAUGGUAACGAACUUCUUGCAACAAGCACUCGGUGAUCCUACACUGAAUGAAGUGUACUUGCUCUCAACAUUCAAACUGCAGCCAAAGAGCACAGCCACCAUAUUUGGCCUGUAUUCAUCAGCUGACAACACCAAGUAUUUUGAAUUUACGGUAAUGGGACGGAUGAAUAAAGUGGUGCUGCGCUAUCUGAAGAGCGACGGGAGGUUGAAUUCGGUGAUCUUUAGCAACAUCCAGCUGGCUGAUGGGAAACCCCAUGCUGUCAUCUUGUGGCUGAGUGGCCUGCAGCAGGAAUCGAGCACAAUAGAGCUGUAUCUGGACUGCCUGCAAGUAGGUGCCAUUCAGGACCUGCCGAAAGCAUUUUCAGCGCUGUCUCAGAGGUCGGCAGCAGUAGAGUUGCGUACUUUCCAGGAGAAGCCACAGGAUGCGCUAGAUGAGCUGAAGCUGGUAACUGGAGGAACACUUGCCCAAGUGGGGAACCUGCAGGAUUGUUUUCUUCAACAAAUUGAACCUGUUCCUCAGUACACUGGUGAUUUUAAUAGGCAGCUGAUGGGUCAGAUGAUGCAGAUGAACCAAAUACUUGGAGAUGUGAAAGACCUUCUCAGACAACAGGUCAAAGAAACAACUUUUCUGAGAAAUACCAUAGCUGAGUGCCAAGCAUGUGGUUUGGGAACUGUGAAUUUUCCAACUCAGCUUCCUAGGCGCAGUAAACCCAAAUGCGAAGUUAAUUCCUGCUUCAGGGGAGUCAGGUGCAUGGAGACAGCAGAGGGAUUUCAGUGCGGCCCCUGCCCUGAAGGGCUCACGGGAAAUGGAGUUACCUGCUCAGAUAUCGAUGAGUGUCGUUACAACCCCUGCUUCCCUGGCGUGCGAUGUGUGAACACUGCUCCAGGUUUCCGAUGUGAGACCUGUCCCCCAGGAUAUACAGGACCAACCGUGCAAGGGAUAGGACUCACCUACGCCAAGAGCAAUAAGCAGGUCUGCUUAGAUAUUGAUGAAUGCCAGAACGGUGGACUUGGACUCUGUGUUCCAAAUUCCCAUUGCAUAAACACUUUGGGGUCUUACCACUGUGGCCAGUGCAAACCAGGAUAUACAGGAGACCAAGCCAGAGGAUGCCAGGCUGAGAGGAGCUGCAGAAAUCGAGCCCUCAAUCCAUGCAGCAUUCAUGCUCGUUGUAUUGAGGAGAAGCGAGGAGAGGUGACAUGUACUUGUGGCAUUGGCUGGGCUGGUGAUGGCUAUAUUUGUGGAAAAGAUGUUGACAUCGAUGGCUACCCUAAUGAAGAACUCUUAUGCUCUGCUGAAAACUGCAGAAAGGACAAUUGCAGAUUUGUCCCAAACUCUGGACAAGAAGAUGCCGAUGGUGAUGGGAUUGGAGAUGCUUGUGAUGAUGAUGCAGAUGGAGAUGGCAUUCCCAACGAGCAGGAUAACUGUGUCUUUGUUCCCAAUGUUAACCAGAGAAACGGUGACCAAGAUAUCUUUGGAGAUGCUUGUGACAACUGCCGCAAUGUCCUGAAUAAUGACCAGAGGGACACAGAUGGUGAUGGGAAAGGAGAUGCUUGUGAUGAUGACAUGGAUGGAGACGGUAUUAAGAACCUUUUAGAUAAUUGUCAGAGGAUCCCCAACCAAGACCAGGAGGACAAGGAUAAUGACGGCGUUGGUGAUGCCUGUGACAGCUGCCCUACAGUCAGCAACCCAAACCAGUCGGAUGUUGACAAUGACCUGGUUGGAGAUUCCUGCGACACCAAUCAGGACAGCGAUGGUGAUGGGCACCAGGACAGCACAGACAAUUGCCCCACCAUCAUUAACAGCUCUCAGCUGGACACGGAUAAGGAUGGGUUGGGUGACGAGUGUGAUGAGGACGAUGACAACGAUGGCAUUCCUGACCUCUUGCCCCCAGGCCCUGACAACUGCAGGCUGGUCCCCAACCCAGGGCAGGAAGAUGAUAAUGGUGAUGGAGUCGGGGAUAUCUGCGAGUCUGAUUUUGACCAGGAUACAGUGAUUGAUCGGAUCGAUGUGUGCCCUGAGAACGCAGAGAUCACCCUGACAGACUUCAGGGCCUAUCAGACAGUAGUGCUGGACCCAGAGGGGGAUGCGCAGAUUGAUCCCAACUGGGUGGUUCUGAACCAGGGCAUGGAGAUUGUGCAGACUAUGAACAGUGAUCCUGGCCUUGCUGUUGGUUACACAGCGUUUAACGGCGUUGACUUUGAGGGCACUUUUCAUGUGAACACGGUGACAGAUGAUGACUACGCUGGCUUUAUUUUUGGUUAUCAAGACAGCUCUAGCUUUUAUGUUGUAAUGUGGAAACAGACUGAGCAGACGUACUGGCAAGCGACUCCCUUCAGAGCUGUAGCAGAGCCCGGCAUUCAGCUAAAGGCUGUGAAGUCCAAGACAGGCCCUGGCGAGCACCUCCGCAACUCCCUGUGGCACACGGGGGACACCAAUGAUCAGGUCAGGCUGCUGUGGAAGGACCCCCGAAAUGUAGGGUGGAAGGACAAAGUCUCCUACCGCUGGUUCUUGCAGCACAGACCCCAGAUCGGUUAUAUCAGGGCAAGAUUUUAUGAAGGCUCUGACCUAGUGGCAGACUCCGGUGUAACUAUCGACACCACGAUGCGAGGAGGACGGCUUGGAGUUUUCUGCUUCUCUCAGGAAAACAUUAUUUGGUCCAACCUGAAAUAUCGCUGCAAUGACACCAUCCCAGAGGACUUUCAAGAAUUUCAAGCUCAGCAAUUUGGCGUUGGGGAUAUUUAAGUAAAGCCAAACUAACACUGCUAUUGCAAACAAUAUAUUUUAAAUCCUUAUAUGAUUGUUCUUGUAAGAGUGCACACCGCAGCUUGUUCUCAUUGAUGUGACUAUGUCAGACUUUUUUUUGUAUAAAAGUGAAAAUAAAAAGGAGACAAAAUAGACUGAGGCUUCGCUUUUUUUUCAGAUUUGCCCCAAAAUCUAGGGAGCAGCAUGUAACAGAGUGACACUUGCCUAAAACAUACUCAGGAAAAGUUUGAAUCUAUUGCCGUUUGGGGCUCAGUAUCAAACAGAGUGGUGAAGAAAGCACAAUUUGGUCUAUCAUCUGGAAUGUGUCAAGAACAACAGGUUGCAUUGGGGCAUGAAGCGGUUGGGAGCCGUCUCGCCAAGCCAAGGUCUUCUUAAUACCUUUGCAGUCCUGCUAGGAAAAAAAUUUACCUCCUUUAGCUAACUCCUUUGGAGACUUCGUUACCUCUGGCAGACCUUCUCUAAGAGCUCUAGACCUCCCUUCCCUCCCGCUCCCAGAAAACUAUGAGUAACACCAUCACAUCCUGUAAAAGCAAAAGAGCUGACUGCAGAUGUGACCUUGUAGUCACAUCUUAUGACUUGCACGUGACCAAAACCAAAAAAGACACAUGGAGAUAAAUGCAGAAUCACCAACAGAGAGAAAAUAAUCCUAGCUUUCCAUACCCAAAGCCAGGCUUUGACCUGCUGUCCCCACUCAGAGCCGAGCUCUCUCAGCAUGUACUGCAGUCUUAGGAAAAUGAGUCACCAAGUUAAAUAACCAAAACACUGAAUUAAGCGUUAAGGACUGGACAAUAAAAAGCCAAAUAAAAUUGUAUCACAAUGCACUAUGUAAUUCGAAGUAUAGAAAGGUGUUGGAUACUGUGUGCAUUUCUACUGCAUUCUUUUUGAAAACAGAGCUAGGAAAGGAAGGGAGGACGAGCUCCAAGGACAGCUGAAGAGAAGGAUAUUGCAGCCUCUAGGAUAAUUACUUUAAAAAGGACAAUGGGAAACAGUACUUCAGCCUGGGGGAAGGGGGAGGGAGGAAGUGCACAGACGGGGACUACAAUGAGGGUUUUAAAAAUUAGAAAUAGCCCUGAGAAAAUGAGCAGCCAUGGCUCUUUCCCAGCACAAGUGUACAGGGGAAAUGCUGAGUUAAAUUAUCAGGUGAGCGCAUCAGAACAAAAGCCCCUAAAUUUCCUGUUCUCAGUACAAUAAAAAUACCCUUAAGGUUUAUGGUGCUAUCAGAGGCUUGGGCUAUGGGAAGAGGUUUCACCCUGGGCUUGUCCACCAUUGGCAAGGCUUCUGGCAGCAGUGUGGCCUGGGACCUGUCCCACAAGGCAUCCCAGAGUCCCACAGCAAAGAGCAUGACGCAGGAGCGGUCCUCUGCCACGGCACUUCAUCAUCAAAGGCCCUCCAGUUUCAGUCCUCCUUUCCCCUUGGCUUCGCCAAAACCAAUUGCACUCACCAGGUUUCCAAUAGAAGCUAGUUACCUUGCAGCAACACAGAGGGUAUUGUCAAAUUAUGCUUAAAAGAUGAGAAAAAAAAAAAAAAAAUCUUCCCAACGCACUGUGGGGGCACCACAGCCAGGGGACACCGUGCAUGCAUUUUGCAAAAGGGGUCUCCUCACAGUGGUCUCCAACAGGCCUGGAGACCUCACCUGCCUGCAGCGUGUGCUGGUCAGAGCACGACAGCACACACCAGCGCCAUCAGGACACACGGCGCAGCCAGCCUCCGGACCCCUGCCAGCCUCCGGACCCCUGCCAGCCUCCUGCCCGUGGCUGGGGGCUCUCCUCCCACUACAGCAGCUGGGAGGGUGCACCUUGGCCAUUUGCCACCUUCAAGCUUGUCCGUUUCCAGGUUCUCUUCCAGUCUAUGCUAUGGCCGCUGGAGGCUGGAAGGUGAGAUACAGGCUCUGGCUGUUGUGCUCUCAAAGGCAAUUACAUGAAGCUCUGAGCAUCUAACUGGUUACAGCUCAGCCAGCCAGAGCUCUUCUUUUGUUUCAGAGGGUGCUGUUGGACCUUACACUGGGAUGCUGGAGCUCGCUAUGUCUGCUGUGUUGACACACCAACGGCUGGGUAGCCUGCAAGUUCAGGAACAGGAAAGCCUGGCUGUUGCAGACAAAGAUUAGCCACAGGGUCAUAGUCUGGGCUUGGGAAACCUCCUGCCCUUCUCGUUUCCACCAGAGGUUGUACAGUCCUGUACAGUCCCUGUGUAUGCGCUUACUCGAGCUCCUCUUGCACCACCACCUCUUUCUGGACUAUUAUGCAACGCAGACUUAGCUCCAUGUGUGGCCUCUGGCAAGUAAAGAUGCUGCAAUCCCACAUCUUUAAAACCAAACAUGUAGCUCUCCCUUGCCCCCACUGCCUGUGCAGCUGGGCUGCGCUCAGCUGGAGCAGCAGCUGCAAAUACUUUGGAGUUUAGAGUCCUGGGGCUCCUGCGAACCAGGGUUGAAUGUCUCACCAAAGGUUAACUCUUUCCUGCGUGCUAAAAACACCAGGACAAACACACUUCAAAUGCUUCUGUUCCCUAAAGCAGAAUGGAAUAGAGUAUUUCAGACGGAAGGGACCUACAAUGAUCAUCUAGUCCAGCUGCCUGACCACUUCAGGGCUGACCAGAAGUGAAAGCAUGUUGUUAAGGGCAUUGUCCAAAUGCCUCUUAAACACCGACAGGCUUGGGGCAGCGACCACCUCUCAGGAAGUCUGGCCCAGUGUUUCACCACCCUCUCAACAAAGAAAUGCUUCAUGUCCAGUCUCAGCCUCUCCUGGUGCAGCUUUGAACCGUUCCCACGUGUCCUGGCACUGGAUACCAACGAGAAGAGAUCAGGGUCUCCCUCUCCACUUCCCCUCCUCGGCUGGAGAGAACUCCUCACAGGACAUGCCUUCCAGACCUUUCACCACCUUUGUUGCCCUCCUCUGGAUGCACUCAAUGACCUUCACAUCGUUCUUAAAUGGUGGGUGCCAGAACUGCACACAGUACUGCAGGUGAUGCCACACCAAUGCUGAAUACAGUGCAAUAAUCACCUCUCCUGACCAGCUGGUGAUGCCGUGUUUGAUGCACCACAGGACAUGGUUUGACCUCUUGGCUGCCAGGGCCCACUGCUGACUCCUCUUGAGCUGCUGCCAACCAGCACCCCCAGAUCCCUCUCUGCAGGGCUGCUCUACAGCUGCUCCUCUCCCAAGUUAUGCUUGUGACCAGCAUGACUCCAUCCUCAGUGCAGGAUGUGGCAUUUGGACUUGUUAGAUUUCAUCCCAUUAAUCAUUGCCCAAUGCUCCAAUCUAUCUAGAUCCCUCUUCUCCCUAAAGAGUCAACAGCGCCUCCCAGUUUGUUAUCAUCAGCAAACGUGAUAACGGCGCAUUCAACUCCUGCAACAAGAUAAUUGACAAAUAUAUUGAACAGAACUGGCUCUACAAUUGAGCCCUGAGGAACACCACUGGUGACCAGUCACCCGCCAGAUGCAGUCGCCUUCACUACAUCCCUUUGAGCCCUCACAUCCAGCUGCUUCCUUGCCCAGCUCGCUGUGAACCCGCGCAUCUCCUGGUUUGACCAUCUCUUGGUUUGGAACACCAGAAGAGAACAUCCCUCCAGGAUGGUGCAGGGUGGGGUGACGGCAGGGAUGGGCAGGCCAGUGGGAGGCUGCUGAGCAAGGUCAUUUGGCUCUUGCAGACCCUCAGCACCACUCAGGAACCGCAUUCUGCCUUGCCCCUUGUGGCGGUGUGCUCUCCCCCCGUCCCAGCUCCUGCUCAAGCUGUACCCACCAGUGGGAGCAGUGAUGAGGUGCACCUGGACUUUGGGGGAUGGCUGGCAACAGUCAAAACACUGUCUGGAGUGGGGACCUAGAUAUCUUGUUCCCAUGUGAAUAUGACUAUAGGUCAAUUAUCUUACUCUAUAAACAGUGGACAGCCCAAGAGCCCUUUGAGCUCUCCUGCAUGGCAGCGGGCUGCACGCCAGGAUCUCCCCUUGAGUGGGGACGCUUGCUUAAGGUUCUACUCCUCGAGGUUGAGAGAUUCCUUGCCACAACGGAUUCUCGUGAAGUGACUAACAGCAUGCUAAACUUUGAAAUCUUAGGUAAGUGAUAUAAAGGAUUGAUUGCACGUGUAUAAUCCUUUAGACAUAAACUGUUGACCAAAUCUGGGACUAGGAUUGCAUCCAGCCACACCCAGACUCCUCCCUGAGUUUAGAAAGCUCGGGGUCCUUUCUGACCCUCGUGACUCAACAGCGGGGUCUCCCUGCCAGCUUGUCUGACCCUGGCCUCUAUGCAGUAAAUAAUUAAGUGUACCCUUCCAUCGAAUCUCAUAAAACACUGUCGC
This is a messenger RNA of Chroicocephalus ridibundus (black-headed gull), 7216 nucleotides long. It is a transcript of the gene THBS4, whose product is annotated as thrombospondin 4. Gene Ontology annotation, biological process: cell adhesion; response to endoplasmic reticulum stress. The coding region runs from base 48 to 2912 and encodes 954 amino acids. Gene Ontology annotation, cellular component: extracellular region. The transcript is spliced from 22 exons. The record is from RefSeq and is a predicted model, not a curated record. Lineage: Eukaryota; Metazoa; Chordata; Aves; Charadriiformes; Laridae. Gene Ontology annotation, molecular function: calcium ion binding.